AAUGCAUACAUACGUGUGUUUACCCCUGUGUAUUCACAAUGUUCUUGUUAUGGUUUUUUGUUAGUAUCUUGAGUGUAUUUUGCCCUUGUUCAGGAGAGGGUGCUUUUCUGCAUGCAUACUCUCCUGGAGACAUCAUCAUUGGAGGACUUUUCCCUAUUCACAUGCGAACCAAUAGAACCACAGUGCCGGGACCACUCUCCUGUGUUGAGUAUGAUUUCCAAACGUUCUUGCACACUCAAGUUAUGAUAUACGCCAUCGGAGAAAUAAACCAGCGCACGCCAAGAGUUCUCCCCGACUUCACCAUAGGUUAUGACAUCCAUGACACUUGCGGUGAUGUCAGCUUUGCCAUCAGAGCAACACUCCAGCUACUGAAGAACCAGUCAGACCCACAGAGCUGUUUAGUACCUGCAAACUUUCAAUCUGCUUUAACUGAACCCAAAACAAAGGCAGUGAUUGGUGAAAAAUAUUCGGAAGUAUCAAUAGCUGUUGCACGAGUAGUUGCUCUGUCAUCCGUUGCCCAGAUUAGCUAUGCAUCGACUAGCGAGCUGCUCAGCACGAAGUUCAAGUUCCCCACUUUCCUGCGAACAGUAUCUAGUGAUAAAUAUCAGACAAAGGCCAUUGCUGCGCUGGUGAAGCAGUUUAAUUGGAAAACAGUGGCCAUUGUAGGAAGUGAUGAUGAGUACGGGAAGUAUGGCAGUGAUCGCCUUAUGGACAUCUUCAGUGAAAUGGGGGACGUCUGCAUUGAAUUCACUGACAUCUUGCCUGGUAUCUUUCCCCAGAACAAUUCCCAAACCCAUGCGAGGCUGGCAGAGCUGGUGAGAAAUAUCAAUAAAUCCUCUGCUGAGGCCGUCAUCAUGUUCACCAAGGGUGCCAAUGUUGAAUUCAUCAUGGAAGCAGCUAUCAAACACAACCUCAACAGAACCUGGAUUGCAAGUGAUUCGUGGUCCACCUCUACAACGGUCUCUACACUGCCAGGCAUUGAGAAGGCUGGGGACAUUUUCGGAUUUAUCUUUAAGAGGAAUGAGGUGCCUGGUUUUAAGGACUAUGUCAUCUCAAUGUUCAAUGGAACCACUAACGCCAUCCUCGAACAUUACCUGACUCUUAAUCCCCUUUGUACUAAUCAGUCUGAGGAGAACAGUGAAAGUAACUGCUUGCUAUUAAACAGCCCACAAGGGUCCAAGCAAUGUCUGUACCUAAGCUGCUUGGCCAGCUACAUUGACCAGGAUGAUUCGUACAGUAUCUACUUAGCUGUUCAAGUCAUUGUUGAGGGUCUCAGACACCUGCUAAAGUGUGACAACCAGCACUGUGAACGUAGCGCCAACUUUACAGCAUUGGAGCUUCUUAUGGAAGUCAAGAACGUCAACUUCACUGUGAACACCACACAUAUAUCCUUUGACCACAAUGGAGACCCUUAUUUAGGAUACGAUAUUGUAUAUUGGAACAUGACUGAAUCCAAACAGGGCGCACGUAUAAAAACCAUUGGAGAAUACUGGCCAGAUAGAAAAAUCAAAGUCCCAGAAGAUCUUCUUGGAAAAAUGAACGUGACAGUAACUGCUUACAACUGCUCUAAAACAUGUGAACCAGGGCAGGAGCUGAAAAAGCAAAACAGAAAGUGCUGCAAUGAUUGUGUUCCAUGUGCAGAUGGAGAGUUUUCCGCUGUAAAUGGUGAUAAAUGUAAACGCUGCGGGAAAGAUCAGUAUUCAACUCCACAGAGGGAUAAGUGUUUGAACAAAACUGUUGAAUUCCUAAACUGGUCAGAUCCCUUCACUAUCAUUUUGAGUUCCUUGGGAGUCUUUGGGAUAAUUGCCACCACUGUGUUUGCUAUUUUGUUUACAAUCUAUCGUAGGACUCCGAUUGUGAAAGCUGUUGGAGGUUACUUGUGUUUCUUGGAGCUUUUUUCCUUGCUGGUUUGCUUCUGCCUUACAUUUAGCUUCGUGGGAACACCCACUGCAGCUUCCUGCAAAUUAGGCCUGCCUCUCUUUGGCAUGUCCUUUUCCCUCUGCAUCUCCUGUAUUCUGGCCAACCUGCUCCAAAUCUUAGUGGGCUUCAACUUUGACCUGAAGACAGGGUCCUGGAUGAAGAAGCUCAAUCAGCCGAUGGCUGUGGUGACCAUUGUCUCUGGGAUCCAGCUUGCCCUGUGUGUGCCAUGGCUGUACCUUUAUCCUCCAAAGCCUGUUAAAACAGAUGUUGACAAGAUCAUCCUGCAUGAGUGUGCCAUAGGCUCUAUUAUGUUCUUUAUAGCCAUGUUAUCCUACAUCGCUUUCUUGGGCCUUAUUUGUUUCCUGUUUGCAAUCAAAGGUAAACAGUUGCCAGAUUUGUAUAAAAAUGCAAGUUUGAUCACCACUAGUAUGCUGCUGUUUUUAAUCAUUUGGAUCAUCUUCAUCCCGAUUUAUAUUAGUUUGUUUGGCAAGCACAAACGAGCCAUUGAAAGUGCAGCCAUUCUUAUUUCUAGCUACAGCAUCCUAGGCUGUCACUUGGCCCCAAAGUGUUACAUUAUGGUGUUCAGGAAAGAGAUUAAUAAUGAGAACGCCAUUACUGAGUACAUCAGGAAGCAUUAUGAGCAGAGAAACAUGGCUGUGGUGAAAUCAUAAUCUCACAUGCACAUCCAUAAAUUCUUUGCGGAUGCUAGGUAACAAUUAUCCGCACAGAAAUAUGUCUUCCUGUGUUGAAACCAUAGCCACUGCGUCUCUCUCUGGCUAGUUAAACGUGUUUGUGCCCACAAAAAGCUGAGUUAGACCUAAAAUGAAUCCAGCCUUGUAUGGUUUUACAUUUUUAAGCAAGAGUUUGACGUUUUGGGAAAUGUGUACACAAUAUGCUUGGCGUUCAAGUGGUAAGUCGUAAGAACACCGCUGCUAGGCAACGGCGAGCAUGUCGUGUACACGACUUACCAUGUCGUAACCACGAGCUCACGAGUUGCAUUAAUCCGUACAAAACCAGAAGUGUAAAAAAAACACAAAUAGUCCGACACAUAACCCCUUGUAAAACGCAGAAUUGUGGUUUUUACACUUGCAACAAACUAAAUAUAGCGCGUUAAUUAGUUCAUGAGUUUUAGUUAGGUUGGUAGGCAGAUUUUGUUACCUUUGGAUAGAGCCAGGCUAACUGUUUCCCCCUGUUUCCAGUCUAUGUGCUAAGCUAAGCUAACCGGCUGCUGGCUGUAGCAUUAUAUUUAACGGACAGAUAGGAG
This is a messenger RNA of Siniperca chuatsi (mandarin fish), 3184 nucleotides long. RefSeq names its product G-protein coupled receptor family C group 6 member A-like. Gene Ontology annotation, biological process: G protein-coupled receptor signaling pathway. Gene Ontology annotation, cellular component: membrane. The coding region runs from base 39 to 2591 and encodes 850 amino acids. The transcript has 6 exons. NCBI's taxonomy places the organism in Eukaryota, Metazoa, Chordata, Actinopteri, Centrarchiformes, Sinipercidae. The record is from RefSeq and is a predicted model, not a curated record. Gene Ontology annotation, molecular function: G protein-coupled receptor activity.